AAAUUUUUAAUAAACAAUUGUCACUCUCCGAUUUCUCACACGUCACUCAUGUAAACUGGUACAAAGUAGCUCCUGACAAUCUAUAUUACUGUAGUCAUCUCUCAAAAUUCUGUUCAUAUUACUCUGAGACUGCUGCUUUUGCAGGUUGUCAGAAUGAGAGGAAUAACAACCCUUGGCGUCCUGCUCUUAGUGGCUCUGGUGGGAGCCCUGGAGAAUGGGUUGGCUCGAACCCCACCCAUGGGCUGGCUGGCUUGGCAACGAUACCGAUGCAACACCGACUGUGUGAACGACCCUGAUAACUGUAUUAGCGAACAGCUGUUCAUGAAAACGGCCGACCUCAUGGUGUCCGAGGGCUACUUGGCCCUAGGCUACGACGUCGUUUCCAUGGACGACUGCUGGCCGGCGAAGGAGAGGGACGCCGACGGGAAACUCCAGCCUGACCCUGAGCGGUUCCCUUCGGGACUGAAGAAAUUGGGUGAUUAUAUCCACUCCAAGGGACUGAAAUUCGGAAUCUACGAGGAUUACGGAACGCACACGUGUGCCGGAUAUCCAGGAAUUCUGGAACACAUGGAACUGGAUGCCCAGACUUUCGCCGAGUGGGGAGUCGAUUACGUGAAGCUCGACGGAUGCUACUCAGACCCUCAUACCAUGGAUCAGGGUUAUCCAGAAUUUGGCUCGUACCUCAACAAGACCGGUAGGCCUAUGGUGUAUUCUUGUUCCUGGCCAGACUACCAGCGCGGAUCAGGAAUCAAGAUCAACUGGACAGCAAUCAUAGAACACUGCAACUUGUGGAGGAAUUACGACGACAUCUCCGACUCGUGGGGUUCCGUGACGUCGAUUGUCAAUUACUACGGCGACAACCAAGACGAAAUCGCUCCCAACGCAGGUCCAGGGCACUGGAACGAUCCUGACAUGCUGCUGAUAGGCAACUUCGGUUUGAGCUUCGAGCAGUCUCGGGCACAGAUGGCGCUGUGGGCUGUGCUGGCUUCCCCUCUGCUCAUGUCUGUUGAUCUGACGUCCAUCACUCCGCCUUACAAGGAAAUCCUCCAGAACAAGGACAUCAUCGCAGUAAAUCAGGAUCCUCUCGGCAUCCAGGGUAAACGAGUGUCAAAGAAAGGAAACAUCGAAAUCUGGACCCGUCCCGUCACCCCAACAAGUGGCAAUGAGUACUCAUAUGCCGUUGUUGUCUUCAACCAAGGAAAUGGUGGUGGCCCUAGCAACGUGACGCUUUCUCUGAAGGAUCUGGGUAUGACCCAUUCUGCAGGAUAUCUCGUGUCCGACCUCUACGAACACGAGGUUAUUGGCACGUUUACCCCGGACCAGCAUUUCUAUGUCAAGGUUAACCCAUCUGGAGUUAAAAUGCUGAGAUUCAAUUUGAGCUAAUUGAAGAAAAGGGAUAUUGAUCACCUGUCAUGUUUUGUUGUUGAUUUUGCAGCUUUUAGAUGCCAUGGCAAGUGCGAAGAGACUUCCAUCAAGCAGCAUUAUGAUACAAAAAAUGAUUGUAGGUUAUUGUGGAAAAUAAAAAUUUUAAUGAA
Molecule: messenger RNA, 1535 nt
Organism: Macrobrachium nipponense
Lineage: Eukaryota; Metazoa; Arthropoda; Malacostraca; Decapoda; Palaemonidae
Product: alpha-N-acetylgalactosaminidase-like
Exons: 9
Coding region: 154-1383 (409 amino acids)
Biological process (GO): glycoside catabolic process; oligosaccharide metabolic process
Cellular component (GO): cytoplasm
Molecular function (GO): alpha-galactosidase activity
Source: RefSeq, a predicted model, not a curated record